This is a messenger RNA of Sardina pilchardus (European sardine), 1394 nucleotides long. RefSeq names its product actin, alpha, cardiac muscle 2 (gene actc2). Gene Ontology annotation, cellular component: sarcomere; actin filament. The coding region runs from base 59 to 1192 and encodes 377 amino acids. NCBI's taxonomy places the organism in Eukaryota, Metazoa, Chordata, Actinopteri, Clupeiformes, Clupeidae. Gene Ontology annotation, molecular function: myosin binding. The record is from RefSeq and is a predicted model, not a curated record. The transcript has 7 exons. Gene Ontology annotation, biological process: actin filament organization; actin-myosin filament sliding; heart contraction.
ACCACAGCUUACCCUCUGGAAACGACUUCUGGUGCUCAACUGAUCCCCAUCCAACACCAUGUGUGACGACGACGAGACUACCGCCCUUGUGUGCGACAACGGCUCCGGCCUGGUGAAGGCUGGCUUUGCUGGAGACGAUGCUCCCCGCGCUGUCUUCCCCUCCAUCGUUGGUCGCCCCCGUCACCAGGGUGUGAUGGUGGGUAUGGGUCAGAAAGAUUCCUACGUGGGAGACGAGGCCCAGAGCAAGAGGGGUAUCCUCACUCUGAAGUACCCCAUCGAGCACGGCAUCAUCACCAACUGGGACGACAUGGAGAAGAUCUGGCACCACACGUUCUACAACGAGCUGCGCGUGGCCCCCGAGGAGCACCCGACGCUGCUCACCGAGGCCCCGCUUAACCCCAAGGCCAACAGGGAGAAGAUGACACAGAUCAUGUUUGAGACCUUCAACGUCCCCGCCAUGUAUGUGGCCAUCCAGGCUGUGCUCUCCCUUUACGCCUCCGGUCGUACCACUGGUAUCGUGCUGGACUCCGGUGAUGGUGUGACCCACAACGUCCCCAUCUAUGAGGGGUAUGCUCUUCCCCACGCCAUCAUGCGUCUGGACCUUGCCGGUCGUGACCUGACUGACUACCUGAUGAAGAUCCUGACAGAACGUGGCUACUCCUUCGUGACCACUGCUGAGCGUGAGAUUGUGCGUGACAUCAAGGAGAAGCUGUGCUACGUCGCGCUGGACUUCGAGAAUGAGAUGGCCACCGCUGCCUCCUCUUCCUCCUUGGAGAAAUCUUACGAGUUGCCUGACGGUCAGGUCAUCACCAUUGGCAACGAGCGUUUCCGCUGCCCUGAGACCCUCUUCCAGCCCUCCUUCAUUGGUAUGGAAUCAGCUGGUAUCCAUGAGACGACCUACAACAGCAUCAUGAAGUGUGACAUUGAUAUCCGCAAGGAUCUGUACGCCAACAACGUCCUCUCUGGUGGUACCACCAUGUACCCUGGUAUUGCUGACCGCAUGCAGAAAGAAAUCACCGCCCUGGCCCCCAGCACUAUGAAGAUCAAGAUCAUUGCUCCUCCUGAGCGUAAGUAUUCCGUCUGGAUCGGCGGCUCCAUCCUGGCUUCCCUGUCCACCUUCCAGCAGAUGUGGAUCAGUAAGCAGGAGUACGACGAGGCUGGCCCCUCCAUCGUGCACAGGAAGUGCUUCUAAACACCGCGACGCUGCUGGUCGUCACCGCUUAUGGAUGCCAAAAACUCUCACCAUUACCUCCGCCUGUUCCGCAGGCAGCCCUCCUUUGCUUUUUGUUCUUGUACAGUAUGUUUACACCGAAGUGCAAUUUAUAUGUGGAUAUUUUCUGGUUCAUAAAUGAAUUUAUAUGUGGAUAUUUAUUGCUUUGUAAAAUAAACAAGAC